Molecule: messenger RNA, 1347 nt
Organism: Paramecium tetraurelia
Lineage: Eukaryota; Ciliophora; Oligohymenophorea; Peniculida; Parameciidae
Exons: 5
Source: RefSeq, a predicted model, not a curated record
AUGAAAAUUAAUGAAAAUAAUGACAAGUCAUUUCAUUCGGCUUCAAUUCAAAAAGCAUCUUCUAUGUUAAAUAUGAUUGAAGAUCUCAAUAAUCAACAAACUCAAAAUAAAUAAACAACUGAACCAAAAAUUAAAAAAGCAAUUGAACCUCAACCUAUAAUAUCUUCUUAAAUUGCUAGAGAAGUGGAAGAAUUGGAAUAGACAUAUAAACGUUAGUAAUUUAAAGGCAUUUAACAUAUAGGGACAAAAAAUUCUUAUACGAAAUAUAUGGCAUUUUAUUAUUGGAGUCCACUAUACUUGACAAUACAUAAAAGCCCAAUCAUAAGAACAGCUUGGAGAUAAGGAUUUACUGCUUUAAUCUAUAUUCCUAUUAGUAUUUAUGAGUUGAAAAACAACAAAAAUUGCAUCAUUUCCUUCAAAGGUUAAGAAUUUAAUUUAUUAAUGGCGUCAGUAACAUAAGCAAUUUUUGCUGUAUCUUUGUCAAUUUCUGUUACUCACACUCAUGUCUCACAUGCCCUUAUGUUUUAUAAUAGUUCAUUGUUAAUUUAUUGCGGAACUAAAAUCAUACUAAAGUAAUAUUGCCAUAUUCUGGAAUAUUUUGGAUUUGGAGUUGCAUUGAUCUUAUUAAUGGUCAUCUUUACUAACAUGGGCUUCACAUUUUAUUCAAAACAAGAUGUUUCAAUAUGGGAUAAAAUUAUAUUUGGAGAUUUAACAGCACUUUUUGGAGGAGGUGUUUCUACAUUAUAUUAUGCCAAAUAUUACUCAAAAAUUGCUUAAUGUUGCCCAACUUUUACAUUAUUUUCAAUAAUUAGAGCACUUAGUACUGUUGUAUUGAUAAUUAUGACACUUACAUUUGAUAAUUAGCACAAUUUCUUUGACUUCUUAGAACCAGUUCUCUUUAUACAAAUAUUUUUGAAUGCCUUAUUCACUGGUGUUAUGAUGAAUUAAUUAUAAUCCUAUGUACAAUUAUUUGUUGAUCCACUAACAUAUAAUUCAGCAAACUUUUUUUAACCACUUUUUGGAAGCAUCUUUUCUUAUUUAUUAGGCCAAGAAUCUUUGCCAGGCUCAUUAUCCAUUGCUUGCAUGAUUCUUUACAGUAUUGGUCUAUUGUUUAUAUAAAUUGGACGAUCAAAGUCUGAAACUGAAGAUCUAAACCUGGAUAUUGAACUAAGAUAACUAGACACUGUUUAUUUUGAAAAUAACCCUUUACUUUCAUUAUUUUAAUCUACUCAUAGGGAUAGAGAAGAUUAAAUGAAGAUAUCACUAUAUAAAAGGUCAAUCAUCUAAAGAUAAACCAUUUUAAGACAACCGACAAAAUAAUUUGUUGAUUAUAGUAUGGAUUAAUGA